Oikopleura dioica is the source of this 648-nucleotide messenger RNA. The record is from the annotation of a GenBank genome assembly. Lineage: Eukaryota; Metazoa; Chordata; Appendicularia; Copelata; Oikopleuridae.
AUGUCUGGGCAAUUUCGUCAAGUCGCUUACAAACUCCCGUGGGGUAAAAUCCGCGGAUUGUCUAUCGGAAACCCGAAUUCGAAAAACGUUUACGUCUGCCUCCACGGCUGGCAAGAUAAUUGCGGCCUCUUCAAGCCUCUUCUCAGUAAACUACCUCAGGAAAACCACUACAUCGCUUUGGACCUUGUUGGGCACGGCCUAUCCGAUCGUCUACCUGAUGGCUCGAUGUAUCAAUUCAACAUCUACCCUCUUGCCCUGAGCCACAUUGUUGAAUCCCUUGAUGUCUCGAAAGUGAACUUGAUUGGGCAUUCUCUUGGCGGUGGCGUUUCCGGAAUGUACACGGCACUCUUCCCGGAGAAAGUGGAGCGUUUGAUCUUGCUCGAUUCGGCAGGAAUGCCCUUGAUCAGGGACGAUUUCAAGGGCCAUACGAAGAAGGCCUUUUUGGAAAAUGUAAACUACAGAGAAAAAGAAGAAUAUCAAAACACCAAGGAGGAGCUCUUUCGAAGGCUCGAUAUUGGUAUGGAACGACUCGGAUCAGGUCUGAGUGACACCGCCAAAGAACUGUGGCUUGAAAGAGCAGCGAGGAAACUUGAGAAUGGAAAGUUUCAGCUCAACCGAGAUAGGCGCUUAGGUGGAGUUCAAAUUUAA